UUCCAUUCCCCGCUCGCUCUCUCUACCUCUAAUAAUUCUCACAAUUAAUAAAUUAAUUAAUUAGUAAUAGAAUAAAUAAUUAAUGAACUAAUUUGCCAAAUUAGAGUAAAUAAAAGGGGUUUCGUUCCUCUCAUUUCCCGUGGAAUCGGGGGCAUUACGGUUAUUGAUGUUCGUCCCCUGGCGACUCUCCUUGCUCGCAUAAAAGGCUCGGUGGUUAGGCCUCCCAAAUCCCAUUCCUAUUCCCGUGAUCGACUCGUUCUAUUUCUUCCCCGGAUGCUAGGGCUUUGAUGUGGGACGAGAGUUUGGGGGGGGAGUGAAUUGGAUUAGGGUUUGUGGUGGGGGGAGGAGGGGAUCGGGUGAGGUGAAAGCGAAGAGGGGAGAGGGGAGAGAGAGAGAAAUGCCCGCGACGGAUUACCAGGGCUCAUCCGUGCCGUUCGCGUCGCUCGGCCGAUCGAUCCUGAGCAUCCGCCGCGACCAGGUGCACGCGAUGGACGGGCACCACGACUCGGCGCAGGAGCACGAGCUCGAGGCGUUCCAGCGGCGCGUGGCGGACCUGUUCCACGACCUGGCCGGGGGAGGGGGAGGGGGAGGGGACGAGCUCAUGAGCCUGGCGUGGCUGCGGAAGCUUCUGGACACGUUCCUGGUGUGCCAGGAGGAGUUCCGGGUGAUCCUCUUCAACCACCGCGGCGCUGCGUCGCGGGCGCCGCUGGACCGCAUGAUCGCGGAGUUCUUCGACCGGGGCGUGAAGGCGCUCGACGUGUGCAACGCCGUGCGCGACGGGAUCGAGCAGGUGCGCCAGUGGCAGAAGCACCUCGAGAUCGUCCUCCGCGCCCUCGCCCCAGCCCCAGCCCCAGCGCUCGGGGAGGGCCAGCUGCGGCGGGCCAAGAAAGCCCUCACCGACCUCGCCAUCCUCAUGCUCGACGAGAAGGACGCCGCCUCCGCGCUCUCCCACCGCAACCGCUCCUUCGGCCGCAGCGGCCGCGACGCCCACCGCUCCUCCCCCAGCGCCAGCGCCGGCGCCGGCGCCGGCCACUUCCGCUCCCUCUCGUGGAGCGUGUCCCGCUCGUGGUCCGCCGCGCGGCAGCUCCAGGCGAUCGGCACCAACCUCGCCGCCCCGCGCAGCCACGAGAUCGUGGCCACCGGCGGGCUCGCCGUCUCCGUCUACACCAUGAGCUCCGUCCUCCUCUUCGUGAUGUGGGCCCUCGUCGCCGCCAUCCCCUGCCAGGACCGCGGCCUCCAGACGCACUUCUCCAUCCCGCGCAGCUUCGUGUGGGCGCCGCCCAUUCUCUCCCUCCACGAGCGCAUCCUCGAGGAGUCCAAGCGCAAGGACCGCAAGAACUCGACCGGGCUCCUCAGGGAGAUCCACCAGAUCGAGAAAUGGGCCCACCAAUUGUCGGAUCUGACCGAUAACCUCCAACUCCCGAUGCCUGACGAGAAGGAGAUGGAGGUGAGGCAGGGGGUGGACGAGCUGGCGCUGGUCUGUCACGCCAUGAAGGAAGGCCUCGAGCCGCUGGAGCGCCAGGUGAGGGAGGUGUUCCAUCGCAUCGUCAGGAGCCGGACCGAGGGGCUCGAUUCGAUGUCGCAUAAUGCGGAGUGAGCUCCUCUUGUUACCCUUUUUUUUACUCUACUCUGGAAUGGGAUGAGGUUUGCAGUGCUGAUAAUUGUCCGUUCCUACUAUUAGCGUUUUUCGUGAGUCGCAGCCAGAUUGUGAGGUAGGGAGGGGUUCAAGAGGGGUUGAAGAGGCUGAAAGGGAACAGACUUAAUCUUUCUCCUCCUACCAAUAAGUUUAAUCGGGUAGUUUUCUUGUAUUUACCAUAAUGCAUUUUUGUAAAAAGAAGUAUUGGAUUGAAUUUUCUGUUAUGAUGAUGCAUUGUAUGUUUUCGGUGCAUUGAGUGUAUGAUUUUUAGUUAGCCAUCUGACCUUUGAAUCCUUCAGCAGUCGUGCGGCUUUCCCCUUCAAUUCAAUCUUCAGGGGCUGUUAAAAUGUGAGAAUUAGAAGGGCGGGGCUGAAACUUUUGUUGUUUGCUCGGCAGCUUAAAGUGACGGAGAGCCUCUGAAGUAUUAUUUGAUUA
This is a messenger RNA of Ananas comosus (pineapple), 2071 nucleotides long. RefSeq lists its product as uncharacterized. The record is from RefSeq and is a predicted model, not a curated record. NCBI's taxonomy places the organism in Eukaryota, Viridiplantae, Streptophyta, Magnoliopsida, Poales, Bromeliaceae. Bases 398 to 1597 code for a protein of 399 amino acids. The transcript has a single exon.